AUGUCCGAACGUAAGUGCAGUAUAUAAGGUAUGUUCUAGCGACCCAUGUAUGGUAAGUCCUACUUUCGCAGAUGCAGAGGCAGACACGUAUACUAUGCGGUUACCAAUCCUCGCCGCCUUCGGGACGGGACCGGUAUUGGCAACAAAUCUGCCUCCCUCAUACAACGGCAAUUCUCUACCAGUAUCAAGCCAAAUCAACUGCAACGGAAUCACCUACACAAACCGCGGGCUAGUCGCCUACGGGACUGUUGCCUCAGAUGCUCGAGACAAUUUGGGCGAUACUCUUGGUGGCUUCGGAUCUGGAGUAGCACCAGAUGUGUCUUCCUUCCACCUCAGCAACGGCUCCAUCUCUGGUACCCUUUACGCUAUCCCCGAUCGCGGAUGGAACACCGAGGGCUCCAUUAAUUAUCAAGCCCGCGUACAGAAGUUCGAGCUCAGCUUCAAGCCCACCUUUGGCAGUAUUUCGAACAGCAGCGAGAAUCUGGAUAUGGACUAUCAAGACACUACUCUGUUCUACAAGGACGACAUGCCUACAACGGGGUUGGACGCCGAAUCUACUAUUGCGGCUUCCAAUGGCUUCCCUGUUUUGCCAGCAGGCAUCACGUCGAAUGGCUCGGUAUUGCCGACUAUUGACCAAGAAGCAAUUGUUCGACUUCGGGAUGGUAGUUACUGGAUCUCAGACGAGUAUGGCCCCUACAUCUACCACUUCAGCAAGGAAGGACAAAUGCUCCUCGCCAUUGAGCCACCUGUUACAUUUCUGCCCUUCGUUGACGGUGUGCUGAACUUCACUUCUGGCAACCCACCUCUGGGCUCUGGAGCUAAAGCGGCCGGCGAUCCGGACACUGGAAGAGUUAACAACCACGGCUUUGAAGGGCUAGCAAUCUCUCCUGUACGUGCAACCUCUCUGCUAGAGAGGAAAGCUCGCUAAUAUUAUAUGCAGGACGAACGUCUACUCACCGUCCAGCUUCAAGAAGCUCUCGUACAAGAUGGAGGCACACACGCUACCCGUGAGAACAAUACACGACAAGUACAGUACGACAUCUCCAAUCCGCGAGAGCCACGCCUGAUCCACGAAUGGGUCCUCCAACAGCCAGCCGUCUUUGACCCUGAAGAAGACAAGAAUCCACGCUCCACCUCAGUGGACGAGCUGCACUACCUCUCCCAGGACCAAUUCUUCGUGCUCACUCGAGACUCCGGCCACGGUCGCGGCAGCGGCUCCGAUACUCCCUCUACGUACCGUCACAUCGACAUCGCCAGUGUCUCCAAUGCUACAGAUUUCGGAUCCCAAGAAAAAGGUCCUGCCGCUAUCUCCGUUGCUCCCAACGGCUACUUGCUCCCCAACAUCCACACAGAUGGAUACUGCCGCUUCAUCGACUUCAACAACAACACCGACCUCGCACGUUUCGGCCUGCACAACGGACCACCGUAUGCCGGCGAGCUGAACGAGAAGUGGGAGUCGAUCGCGAUCAUCCCGGUUCCCUUCGGCGCCCCUGGCUACGGACAGCAGGAGUUCUACAUUAUCAGUGUGAGCGACAAUGACUUCAUCACUCAGAAUGGCUAUUACAACUUCGGCAAUAAUAAGUACGCGGAUGCCAGCGGAUUGAAUGUGGAUACACGGGUGCUGGUUUGGCAGGCGCAUCUGCCGAACUAUGUGGCUCGUACAUAA
Molecule: messenger RNA, 1666 nt
Organism: Lecanosticta acicola
Lineage: Eukaryota; Fungi; Ascomycota; Dothideomycetes; Mycosphaerellales; Mycosphaerellaceae
Source: the annotation of a GenBank genome assembly